AUGGGCGACUUCUCAGUUCCCGUGCUGGAGAUGAUGGAUGGGAUGUGGGACAACAGCAGCUUCCUCUCCUCUGGCCUCCCCCUGUUCCCGUUCAUGUUCAAUAGCUCCAUCUUCAACGAGAGCCUGUUCAACUGCACCAACUCCACCAACACCACCGAUCUCAAGGUACCCUCAGGUCCCAGUGUAGAGGGGGUGCUCAUCCCGCUUAUAUACAUAAUUGUCUGUAUCAUUGGCCUGGGCGGAAACACCUUGGUCAUUCACAUCGUGCUGCACUACUCCAAGACAGAGUCGGUGACCAACAUCUACAUCCUGAACCUGGCCAUAGCCGACGAGCUGUUCAUGUUCAGCCUGCCGUUCCUGGCUGCCCAGAACACCCUCCAGUCUUGGCCCUUUGGCUCCUUCAUGUGCCGCCUGGUCAUGACCGUGGACUCCAUCAACCAUUUCACCAGCAUCUUCUGCCUGACGUUGAUGAGCAUUGACCGCUACCUGGCCGUGGUGCACCCCAUUCGCUCCUCGAAGUGGCGGCGCCCUCAGGUGGCCAAAGUGGUGAACGGCACGGUGUGGGCGCUGGCCUUCCUGGUCGUCCUGCCCGUGGUGAUCUUCGCCAACAUCCAGAAGGCGGGCGGCACCUGCAACAUCGCCUGGCCAAAGCCGACUGAAAUCUGGCAGGCGGCCUUCAUCAUCUACACCUCCACGGUGGGAUUCUUCUGCCCGCUCCUCAUCAUCUGCCUCUGCUACCUGCUCAUCGUCGUCAAGAUUCGCAGCUCCGGGAAAAAGGUCCACGCCACCUCGACCAAGCGCAGGAAGUCGGAGCGGAAGGUAACGCGCAUGGUGGUGAUUGUGGUGGCCGUGUUUGUCUUCUGCUGGCUGCCCUUCUAUGCCCUCAACAUCGUGAAUCUGCUGGUAUCGCUGCCCCCAGAUUACCACGGCCUUUACUACUUUGUUGUGGUGCUUGGCUACGCGAACAGCUGCGCCAACCCCAUCGUCUAUGGCUUCCUGUCAGACAACUUCAAGAGGGGUUUCCGCAAAGCCCUCUGCCGCUCCUCGAGGAAGGUGGAGAACCACGAGCCCAUGGAGCGGCAGCAGCAGCAGUCAGAGGGGAGGAGGGUGCUCAUGCCUCGGGAGAGCCUCCGAAGGGCGAUCCGAAAUGAGGAUGAGGACGAAGAGGAAGAUAUCUCAGAAAUGACUGAGAUCUACAGAAUUUCGCAGAACGGUAACAGCAGCUUACAGCCGCAGACUUCCCAGGCCCUGUUCUUAGCAGCUCAAGGGGCAACAGAGCUGUCGUCCCCAGAAAAGAAAGCCAAAGUCAGGGACAACAACGGCAAAGACCCAGGCAAUGGGCCAACUCUGGCUGUGCCAUCGCUUCUCAAAGGAGCCAAAAACGGGAGCAUCAAAACCCUGCCAGAGGAAGCCUUGGACCAGAGCACCUCACUGGAGAUAAGUUACUUAUAG
Molecule: messenger RNA, 1452 nt
Organism: Myripristis murdjan (pinecone soldierfish)
Lineage: Eukaryota; Metazoa; Chordata; Actinopteri; Holocentriformes; Holocentridae
Gene: sstr3a
Product: somatostatin receptor 3
Exons: 1
Coding region: 1-1452 (483 amino acids)
Biological process (GO): neuropeptide signaling pathway
Cellular component (GO): plasma membrane; neuron projection
Molecular function (GO): neuropeptide binding; somatostatin receptor activity
Source: RefSeq, a predicted model, not a curated record